Molecule: messenger RNA, 1482 nt
Organism: Prorocentrum cordatum
Lineage: Eukaryota; Dinophyceae; Prorocentrales; Prorocentraceae
Source: the annotation of a GenBank genome assembly
AUGACCUCGUUCCUCCAGUCGGCCGGUGGCUCCCCGCUGAAGGCCCGCAAGAUGGACGCGAACUCGAAGGUCCAGGCCAUGGUGCUGGAGGUAUUCUUCGACGUCAGUGUGCAGGCAAAGGGCCUGGCAUUUGAUGGCGGCAUCGUCGGAGUGCUCGCGGAUGCGGACGAGCUUGUCUGCAGGAAGGAGUCCAAGAACGCAGUUCGUUGGAUGUCCGGCUUGAUUUCCAAGAAUGCGGCCAACGUCCCCGAGUGGGCCACAGCAUUCAAUGCUGGGUUGCCGCAGAACGUCGUGGCCGAGUACAUGAGCCCCGUGCGGCAGUGCUUUCGGGAUGUACCGCAGUACUUCGAGGUGUUCCGCGCCGGGCUGCGCCAAAUGUUCGGCGAGGUGAAGGCGCGCGAGGACAAACUCAUCGCGGAGCACUUCGCCGCGGUCACGCUGUCCGUGGAUGCGGGGCAGCGCGGGACGCAGGCAGAGAUGGCGAAAGAGACAACCGCCGCCGGCGUUUUCCAGAUGUCGAUGGCGGGCGGCGUCGCUGAAUCGCCGACGGCGGGGGUGGAGGCGGUUGGCGCUGGCGCGGCGCCGCCGUCAGCGGCCGCGGCGGCGGAAGUGACGCGCGCCGCCGGCGCGUCCCAGGUGGCGACGGCGGGCGGCGUUGCCGCGUCGAUGGCGAUGACGUUGGCGGCGGUUGGCGCGGGCGCGGAUGCCGUGCCACCGGCGCGUGCGCCCGCGGGCGCCCCGGCGGUCGGUGCCGCUUCAAUGGCCAGCGGCGGAGCCUUGGCGGUCCCGGCGGUGGCUCCUCCUGCGGGCGUCGCCGGGGAUGCGCAGGCGCCGGCGCCCGCGGCCGCGCCGCUGGCCCGCGCCGUCCCGGCGCCGACCGCCGCCGCGGCGGAGGUGACGGUGGGCGCGUACCUCGAGGCGGCGACGGCGUUCGCAGCGGGGGAAGCGCGGAGCGCAGCGCAGUCUGCGGAGAGGGCGAAAUACCGUGCGUUCAAGGGCAUUCAGCUGGACAUCGCUGCCGCGGUCAAGCGUUUCGUGGAGAUGCCGGGGGUCGGCGCGGAGGCGCUCGCGGGCACCGUGUCUCGCUGGCCGGCGGCGGCUUUCCCGGCCGACAGGCUCGAGUGGGCGCAGCGCCUGACGAUCAUCGAGGGGGACAUGGCAGCCGCGGCGGCGGCGAGGGACAUGUCGCCGGAGGCGGCCGUUGCGAAGAUCGUGGCGAAGCUUGAUCGCUUCCUCGAAUCAUUGCAGGCAGAUGCGCAGGCGGCCAUGCUGGCGGACGACAUGGCGAAGCUCGACGGGCUGGAGCCCAUGCUCGACGGCCUGGAGGUUCUGCUUGUGCUCGUGCGCGACAGCCCCCCCACGGGCGACCUCCUGCGCGCCCUGGAGCCCAUGGAGAACGCGGAGACAGUGAGCGCCCUCAACCUCGAUGCCCUCGCCGCGGUUGCCGCGGCCGUGCCGCGCCAGGGCGGCGCCGGGAAGUAG